This is a messenger RNA of Trypanosoma conorhini, 1578 nucleotides long. RefSeq names its product putative glycosomal phosphoenolpyruvate carboxykinase. The record is from RefSeq and is a predicted model, not a curated record. Gene Ontology annotation, molecular function: ATP binding; phosphoenolpyruvate carboxykinase (ATP) activity. Lineage: Eukaryota; Euglenozoa; Kinetoplastea; Trypanosomatida; Trypanosomatidae. Gene Ontology annotation, biological process: gluconeogenesis. Gene Ontology annotation, cellular component: cytosol. The transcript has a single exon. Bases 1 to 1578 code for a protein of 525 amino acids.
AUGUCGCCGAUUUACCACAGGAACCUGACACCCCCCGAGCUCGUGAAGUGGGCGCUUAAGCUCGAGAAGGACUCAUGCCUGACGGCUCGGGGCGCGCUGGCGGUGCUAUCGUACGCCAAGACGGGCCGCUCUCCGUCGGACAAGCGCAUCGUGGACACGGAUGACGUGCACGACAACGUGGACUGGGGCAAGGUGAACAUGAAGCUCUCGGAGGACUCCUUUGCGAAGCUGAAGAAGCUUGCGAAGGACUUCCUCGGCAAGUGCGAGCACCUGUUUGUGGUGGACUGCUUCGCCGGCCACGACAAGCGGUACCGCCUGAAGGUGCGCGUGAUCACGACGCGGCCGUACCAUGCGCUCUUCAUGCGCAACAUGCUCAUUGUGCCGGAGCCCGAAGAGCUUGCGCAGUUUGGCGAGCCGGAAUACGUCAUCUACAAUGCCGGCGAGGCCAAGGCGGACCCGUCAAUCCCCGGUGUGACCUCGACGACGUGCGUGGCGCUGAACUUUAAGACGCACGAGCAGGUGAUCCUCGGCACGGAGUACGCUGGUGAGAUGAAGAAGGGCAUCCUGACGGUGAUGUUCGAGCUGAUGCCGCGCAUGAACCACCUGUGCAUGCACGCGAGCGCGAACGUGGGCAAGAGCGGCGACGUGACGGUCUUCUUUGGGCUGAGCGGCACCGGCAAGACGACGCUGUCGGCGGACCCCCAUCGCAACCUGAUCGGCGACGACGAACACGUGUGGACGGACCGCGGCGUGUUCAACGUCGAGGGCGGCUGCUACGCCAAGGCCAUUGGCCUGAACCCCAAGACAGAGAAGGACAUCUACGAAGCCGUGCGCUUCGGUGCUGUGGCGGAGAACUGCGUGCUGGAUAAGAAGACGGGGGAGAUCGACUUCUACGAUGAGUCGAUCUGCCGUAACACGCGCGUCUCCUACCCGCUCUCGUACAUAGAGGGUGCCCUGAAGGACGCCGUCGCGGGCCACCCGAAGAACAUCAUCUUCCUCACGAACGACGCGUUCGGCGUGAUGCCCCCGGUGGCGCGGCUGACGAGCGCGCAGGCGAUGUUCUGGUUCGUGACCGGCUACACGGCAAACGUUCCAGGCGUCGAGGCCGGAAACAUUCGCACGGCUCGCCCGGUCUUCUCAUCGUGCUUCGGCGGUCCGUUCCUCGUGCGCCACGCGACGUUCUACGGCGAGCAGCUGGCGGAGAAGAUGAAGCGGCACAACAGCCGCGUGUGGCUGCUCAACACCGGCUUCGCCGGCGGCCGCGCGGACCGUGGGGCGAAGCGCAUGCCGCUGCGCGUCACCCGCGCGAUCAUCGACGCGAUCCACGACGGCUCGCUCGACCAGGCGGAAUACGAGCUUUACCCCGGCUGGGGGCUGCACAUUCCGAAGCACGUCGCCAAUGUGCCAGCGUACCUGCUGGACCCACGCAAGGCCUGGAAGGAUGUAAAGCAGUUCAACGCAACGUCAAAGGAGCUGGUGGAAAUGUUCCAGCGAAGCUUCAACGAGCGCUUUGCGGCGAAGGCGUCGGAGGAAAUGAAGAGCGCCGUCCCGCGUUACGUGGAGAGCUCCCGCCUGUAG